GUAGAGUGACUGUGGGCCUGGGGCAGUGCAGGAGUGGUAUAAAAGCAGGCCCAACUCCUCACUCAGUCAUCCACUCGUCUUGCCUCCAUCUCCCUGGGAACGAGGUGCCCCUCCAGACACAAGACAUGUCCUGCUACGACCAGUGCCUGCCGCGCCUGCCCUGCCAGCCCUGCGGCCCGACCCCGCUGGCCAACAGCUGCAACGAGCCCUGCGUCAGGCAGUGCCAGGACUCCAGUGUCUUCAUCCAGCCCUCUUCCGUGGUGGUGACCCUGCCCGGACCCAUCCUCAGCUCCUUCCCACAGAACACCGCCGUGGGAUCCUCCACCUCCGCUGCCGUUGGCAGCAUCCUCAGCUCUGAGGGUGUGCCCAUCUCCUCUGGAGGCUUUGGCCUCUCUGGGCUUGGCAGCCGCUACGGUGGCAGGAGGUGCUUCCCCUGUUAAAGCUGCUGGUGAUGGCCCUAGAGGAAGAUCCCCAGGGCACACGAAGUCUUUGUGGGGCUUGAGACAGAGCAUUGGACCAGCUCAGUCGCACCAAAAACGUUGAGGUGUGACUGCCUUUCCACUCUUCCGUUUCUCUUCUCCUUCCUGUGCCGUUACUGCUCACCAUCUUCUCUUCUGGACAGUCAUUCUCACAAAGCCCAUGUAGGGAGGACAUGGUGGCCCUUCACCUUCUGUGGAAAGCUCAGAUGGACAGGCAGCAGAACAUCUACCAGCUUCACGCAUUGCAGGCUGUCAUCUGCUCCUGGUGAUUCCUGCACGAGCAACCUCCAUGUUCUUGCUUCAUUAAAGUUGACUGCAUCUUAA
Molecule: messenger RNA, 803 nt
Organism: Gallus gallus (chicken)
Lineage: Eukaryota; Metazoa; Chordata; Aves; Galliformes; Phasianidae
Gene: CBP8A1
Product: feather keratin 1-like
Exons: 2
Coding region: 126-440 (104 amino acids)
Cellular component (GO): intermediate filament
Molecular function (GO): structural constituent of cytoskeleton
Source: RefSeq, a predicted model, not a curated record